Andrographis paniculata is the source of this 1566-nucleotide messenger RNA. RefSeq names its product GDSL esterase/lipase At1g28570-like. The record is from RefSeq and is a predicted model, not a curated record. Lineage: Eukaryota; Viridiplantae; Streptophyta; Magnoliopsida; Lamiales; Acanthaceae. The transcript is spliced from 5 exons. Bases 34 to 1215 code for a protein of 393 amino acids. Gene Ontology annotation, molecular function: hydrolase activity, acting on ester bonds.
UUAAAUUCCCAGCCGUAUAGAGAAGGAUCGAUAAUGGCGCUUGCAGUUGGACUUGCACUUGCACAUGCUGCUGUUAUCUUCUCAUUGGUGGCAUCUUCUUCAUCAGAUAAUUCCUUGUUUGGAUGCUUCGAUUCCAUUGUUAGCUUCGGCGGUUCGCUAUCCGACACCGGCAAUGAUCUCGCCCCAGAGCUACUGCUGGGACACUGUUUCUCUACUAACCUGCCCUAUGGCCGGACGUACUUCCACCGCCCUACCGGAAGAUUCUCCGACGGUCGCCUCGUCAUUGAUUUCAUCGCACAGAGCCUGGGCCUGCCUCUGCUCAAACCUUACUUUCCCGAAUCUGACAAGGACUCGGCGCAACGUCGCCGGAGCUUCAGCACCGGAGUGAAUUUCGCGGUGUCGGGAGCGUCGGUGCUUCCUUAUGAGUUCUACAAGAAGAUGGGAUGUCUGGAUAUGUCCACCAAUGUCUCUCUGGGAACUCAAAUGGAAUGGUUCCGAACCUUUUUGGCCGGACUUCCAGAUGGUUCAAAGUAUCUCGAAAGAUCUUUAGUUAUAUUGGGACCAAUAGGAAGCAACGACUACAGUCAUCUCCUCCUGUCAGGGAAGAGUACUCUUGACCAGAUGGAAUUGUUGGCUCUUGAAAUUGUUAGCCACAUCGAAUCAACCAUUCAGGAGCUGAUCAAGCUUGGAGCUGUGACAAUCCUUGUUCCUGGAAAUUUACCAGAUGGUUGCAAGCCUGCUACUCUAUUCUAUUAUGAGAAAUCUUGUACACCCGAUGACUAUGAUUCACAAAAUGGUUGUCUAUAUUGGUACAACGAGCACUUCCGGCGCCAUAACAAGCUUCUUCAAAAGGAGCUGCAGAGAAUAAGGGAGCUUCAUCCUCAUGUCAACAUAGUGUAUGUAGACUAUUACAACAAUGCAAUGCAAAUGUAUCUCGCCCCCAACCAAUUCGGAUUUGGAAACCAAACUCUUAGGUCUUGUUGCGGAGCCGGAGGGACGUAUAACUACAACCCGGACAAGCAAUGCGGCAGUAGUCCUCAAGUAACAUGUUGUCGUGAUCCAGCCGAGUAUAUCAGUUGGGAUGGGGUACACUAUACAGAGGCAGCCAACAGAUUGUUGGCCCAAGGAUUGCUCCAAGGACCAUAUGCGGAUCCUCCUUUCUCGACCAUCUGCCUUAAUUCUGCAUUGAAUCCUCGCGCCUUUUCCGGCUACUAACUAGUCUCUGCAUUAGUCUAAGAUGCUGAGAAUUUGUUGCAUAUACGUAUUGAUGCUGUGAUGCACUGCCAGAAAAUUGAAAAAUUAUUGUAGAAAAAGUAUUUCAAAAGUCAUCGGUUGAGAAAGAAAGAUGUGUAUAAGGUCCUUGGAGCAAUAGUUGAGCUACCAACAUGUUGUUGUCUGUCUCAAUUCUCAUCAGUGAAGGGUGUCCCAUCACAAUAUGUUGCUUGAGGAGUGCCACGUCACGCAGAUUUGUUGUAGUUGCACAUUCCCCUCUACUCCAAUUGUUUGCCUCAAAUACUUGAUGUUUACUUUAUAUAAUCUUGGUUACUUUUUUAAUAAUAAACUAGA